Ornithorhynchus anatinus (platypus) is the source of this 6946-nucleotide messenger RNA. It is a transcript of the gene HEATR5B, whose product is annotated as HEAT repeat containing 5B. Lineage: Eukaryota; Metazoa; Chordata; Mammalia; Monotremata; Ornithorhynchidae. The transcript has 36 exons. The coding region runs from base 132 to 6353 and encodes 2073 amino acids. Gene Ontology annotation, biological process: retrograde transport, endosome to Golgi; endocytosis; intracellular protein localization. Gene Ontology annotation, cellular component: endocytic vesicle; membrane; Golgi apparatus. The record is from RefSeq and is a predicted model, not a curated record.
GCCGCGCAUGCGCCCUCUCCUCCUGGAGGGCGUGAGGGGGAACAUCCGGGGACUUGGGCGAGGGCGCCCUGAGGAGCCGGGCCCCGGCCCGUCGGGGAGGCACUGUGGAUGAACUGUGAGUUUUAUCAAGAAUGGAGUUGGCCCAUAGUUUAUUGCUAAAUGAAGAAGCUUUGGCCCAGAUUACUGAAGCAAAAAGGCCCGUCUUUAUCUUUGAGUGGCUACGAUUUCUUGAUAAAGUUCUUGUUGCCGCCAACAAGACCGAUGUAAAAGAAAAACAGAAAAAGCUCGUCGAGCAGCUCACCGGAUUAAUAAGUAGUUCACCUGGACCGCCUACGCGGAAGCUGCUGGCUAAAAAUCUAGCAGCCCUCUACAGCAUUGGAGAUACUUUUACGGUGUUUCAAACACUAGACAAGUGUAAUGAUAUUAUCAAAAAUAAAGAUGACACAGCAGGCUACUUGCCAACUAAACUUGCCGCGGUGGCAUGUGUCGGAGCGUUUUAUGAAAAAAUGGGAAGGAUGUUGGGAAGUGCAUUUCCAGAAACAGUAAACAAUCUUUUAAAAUCUCUGAAAAGUGCUGAGUCACAAGGUCGAAGUGAAAUCUUAAUGAGUUUAAAAAAAGUCCUGAACGGACUGGGUGGUGCAGCAGCUUCCUGUCAUCGGGAUAUUUACAAAAAUGCCAGGUCUCUCCUGACUGACAGAUCUAUGGCCGUUCGAUGUGCCGUCGCCAAGUGUCUGCUAGAAUUACAGAAUGAAGCUGUAUUUAUGUGGACAGCUGAAUUGGAAAAUGUGGCCACACUCUGUUUCAAGGCUUUAGAGAGCUCAAAUUAUGGAGUUCGAGUUGCGGUGUCAAAACUGCUAGGAACCGUCAUGGCUACAGCACUGAUGCCAAAACAAGCCGCAGUGAUGCGCCAGAAUGUGAAGCGAGCUACCCUAGAAGAGGUCCUGGAACUCAUGGCCACAGGAUUUCUCCGUGGCGGAUCUGGAUUUUUAAAGAGUGGUGGUGAAAUGUUAAAAGUAGGAGGAUCUGUCAAUCGUGAAGUGAGAGUUGGAGUUACGCAGGCCUACGUUGUGUUUGUUACAACACUGGGUGGCCAGUGGCUGGAGCGUAACUUUGCUACGUUCUUGUCUCAUGUGCUUGAUCUGGUUUCUCACCCCCGGGCGACACAAACACACGUGGAGGCUGUAUACUCUCGAAGAUGUGUCUCCUUCAUCCUUAGAGCUACUGUGGGCAGUUUGCUAGGGGAAAAGGCCCAGAUUGCAGCUGCUAAAGAAAUCUGCCAAGCCAUUGGAAAACAAAUGAAAGCUGUGGAAAUAGUCGUUAAUGAUACCAGCGGUGAAAACAAGUCUGGAGCAGCAGAAAUAGCUGCAAGCCAGCAUGUCAUGGUCUGUGCACUACAGGAACUGGGGAGCCUCGUCCAGAGCCUAAACGCUACAGCAUCUCCUCUUAUUCAGGAGGCAUCGAUAGGGCUGUUGGAGACGGUCACUUCCGUGCUGCUUCACCCGAGUAUGGCUGCUCGACUGGCUGCAGCGUGGUGUUUGCGCUGUGUAGCGGUGGCGUUGCCUUUCCAGUUGACGCCAUUUCUCGACAGAUGUGCAGAAAGACUGAACAAUCUGAAGACUUCCCCCGAAGCUGUUAGUGGAUAUAGUUUUGCAAUGGCUGCUUUACUGGGAGGAGUUCAUCAGUGUCCGUUGGGAAUCCCUCAUGCCAAAGGAAAGAUGGUGGUCAGCAUUGCUGAAGACCUCUUGCGUACCGCCGCUCAAAAUAGCAGGCUCUCCUUACAGCGCACUCAAGCUGGCUGGCUUUUACUUGGAGCUCUCAUGACUUUAGGUCCUUCGGUUGUUCGUUACCAUCUGCCCAAGAUGCUGUUAUUGUGGCGAAAUGUCUUUCCUCGUUCCUUAAAGGAGCUGGAAGCCGAGAAGGCUCGAGGAGACUCUUUUACCUGGCAAGUAACAUUGGAAGGUCGGGCUGGAGCGCUAUGUGCCAUGAGGAGUUUUGUUGCUCAUUGUCCCGAGCUCCUAACGGAAGAUGUGAUUAGAAAAUUGAUGACACCUAUAGAAUGUGCCAUGACUAUGAUGUCACACAUUCCAUCUGUAAUCAAAGCCCACGGAGCGCAUCUGAAAGCCAGCGCUGCAAUGGUCCGUUUACGGCUGUAUGACAUUUUGGCUUUGUUACCUCCCAAAACUUAUGAAGGGUCUUUUAACGCACUUCUUAGAGAGCUGGUGGCAGAAUUUACUUUGACGGACAACUCCGCCAACACAACUACAUCCCUCCUUAGAUCUCUCUGCCACUACGAUGACAGCGUCCUUCUUGGUUCCUGGCUCCAGGAAACCGAUCAUAAGUCAAUUGAAGAUCAGCUGCAGCCAAACAGCGCGUCGGGAAGCGGUGCUCUGGAACACGACCCGUCUUCCAUUUAUCUGCGCAUCCCCGCGGGUGAAGCCGUGCCCGGGCCCCUGCCCCUGGGGGUCUCCGUCAUCGACGCCUCCGUGGCUCUUUUCGGCGUAGUGUUUCCUCAUGUCUCCUAUAAACAUAGAUUGCAGAUGUUGGAUCACUUUGCGGAAUGUGUCAAGCAGGCUAAGGGUGUUCGUCAACAGGCUGUGCAGCUUAAUAUUUUCACUGCAGUGCUUAGUGCAUUAAAGGGUUUAGCUGAAAACAAAAGCACGUUAGGACCCGAGGAAGUGCGCAAGUCUGCUCUGACCCUAGUUAUGGGCGCCCUCGAUAACCCUAACCCAAUUUUAAGAUGUGCCGCGGGAGAAGCCCUUGGACGAAUGGCUCAAGUGGUGGGAGAAGCAACUUUUAUUGCUAGAAUGGCUCAGUAUAGUUUUGACAAGUUGAAAUCUGCUCGAGAUGUUGUAUCGAGAACAGGUCAUUCAUUGGCUCUUGGCUGUCUUCACCGUUACGUUGGAGGAAUAGGUUCAGGACAACACCUGAAGACCAGCGUCAGCAUUUUACUGGCUUUGGCACAGGAUGGAACUUCACCUGAGGUUCAGACCUGGUCUCUCCAUUCGCUCGCUCUGAUUGUGGAUUCCAGCGGGCCAAUGUACCGUGGAUAUGUGGAACCGACCUUGUCCCUAGUUCUUACUUUGCUGUUGACCGUUCCACCGUCACAUAUAGAAGUUCAUCAAUGUUUGGGUCGAUGUCUGGGUGCUAUAAUAACUACUGUUGGGCCUGAAUUGCAAGGGAAUGGGGCAACGAUCUCAACAAUCCGCUCUUCCUGCCUGGUGGGUUGUGCGAUCACUCAAGACCAUUCAGAUUCUCUAGUCCAAGCCGCUGCCAUAUCGUGCCUUCAGCAGCUUCAUAUGUUUGCCCCAAGGCAUGUCAAUCUGUCAAGCCUGGUACCUAGCCUUUGUGUUCAUUUAUGCAGUUCCCAUCUGUUACUUCGGCGUGCGGCCGUUGCCUGCCUCCGACAGCUGGCGCAGCGAGAGGCAGCUGAAGUCUGUGAGUACGCCAUGAGCCUGGCAAAAAACGCCGGGGACAAAGAGAGCGGCGGGUCCAAUAUCGAUCCUUUUGCAGCAGGAGUAGCCUCUCGGAGGGAUCUCCACUGCCGGCACCAGGGCGUCAACAUAACGGAGACCGGCCUCGAAGGACUGCUUUUUGGGAUGCUGGACCGCGAGACGGAUCGAAAACUCUGCUCCGACAUCCACGAUACCCUGGGACAUAUGCUUUCGUCUCUGGCAGUCGAAAAGCUCUCGCAUUGGUUGAUGCUGUGUAAAGAUGUUCUCGCCGCUUCCGGUGACAUGAGCGCCGCGAAUCCUUUCGGGGGACUGAAGGAUGAGGAAUCCGAAAAAAAGGACGAGAUGGAUGACGAUACCAUGUUCACCACCCUGGGAGAAGACGAGAAGUCCAAACCUUCUGUAGCUCCUCGCUGGGCCACUCGUGUAUUUGCCGCUGACUGCCUGUGUCGAAUCAUCUUGCUCUGCGAGAACGCUGACCAGGCCCAUUUCGAUCUCGCCCUAGCCCGUUCGGCCAAACUUCGGAACCCAAAAAAUGACCUCUUAGUGCUCCACCUCUCCGACCUGAUCCGUAUGGCAUUUAUGGCUGCCACGGAUCAUAGCAACCAGCUGCGGAUGGCUGGACUCCAAACCCUCGAGGACAUUAUCAAGAAGUUUGCAUCUGUGCCCGAGCCAGAAUUUCCAGGCCACGUAAUAUUGGAGCAGUAUCAAGCUAAUGUGGGAGCUGCUUUAAGACCAGCUUUUUCACAAGAUACUCCAUCAGAUAUAAUAGCAAAAGCUUGCCAGGUCUGCAGUACCUGGAUUGGCAGCGGAGUCGUAAGCGACCUCAAUGACCUUCGCCGAGUCCACAAUUUGCUGGUCUCCUCCCUGGACAAAGUACAGGCGGGAAAAGGGUCUUCAAGCCAACUUUAUAGAGAGAGUGCCACCACCAUGGAAAAACUGGCUGUCCUGAAAGCUUGGGCUGAGGUCUACGUCGUUGCGAUGAAAAUUAAGAGGGAAGCCGAGAUAAAGCCAAAAAGAGCCGUUAAGAGCACGGAGGAAGACGACGACGAUUAUGGGGCUGCAGAUGAGCUGCCUCCAGACAGCUUAAUAACCCUGGUGCAGCCCGAGCUGCCUAUACUUAGCCGCCUUUGGUUAGCGGCGUUAAAAGACUACGCGCUUCUGACUCUGCCCGCUGAAUUCGCCAGCCAGCUCCCGCCAGAUGGCGGGGCCUUUUAUACUCCCGAGACCAUCGAUACCGCUAGGCUUCACUAUCGGAAUUCUUGGGCUCCAAUUCUCCACGCAGCGGCCCUCUGGCUGAACAGCACGGGAUUCGACACCCCGGAGGUCGCGGAAGAAGCGGCGGCGGCCGCCGUCUCCGGUUCUCAGAAGCGUCCUACGUCCGUCCCGUUAAACCAGGCGCCUGGGCCAACUCCCGAUACGAAAUCUUUACCCGAAGUAAACAGAGCCCGAAUGCAUCUGAUUUUAGGUGUCAGUAUACAGUUCCUCUGCUCCCCAAGACCCGAAGAACCUAUUGAACACGUUACAGCCUGUCUUCAAGCACUCCGUACCUUACUGGACUCUCCCUGUGCCAGAAUCCAUAUUGCAGAAGAUCAGCUCGUUGGCGUGGAGUUGCUGAGUGUGGUACAUCGACUCCUUUUGACCUGGAAUCCGCCGUCGGUCCAGUUGCUGGUUACCGGAGUAGUGCAACAGAUCGUAAGGGCGGCUCAGGACUAUUUGCAGGAAAAAAGGAACACGCUAAAUGAAGAGGAUUUAGAAAAAGAGACCUGCCCCACGUUAGGGGAAGGGGGUGACGGCGGUGGUCUCGUCCCGGGGAAAUCUCUUGUCUUUGCUACUAUGGAACUGCUGAUGUUUAUCUUGGUGAGGCACAUGCCGCAUCUCAGCACAAAAAUGUCCGACUCGCCGAGUCACGCCGGCACCAAAACGCCGUUGUCAGAAGAGAGCGCCCGACUGGUGGCUGCCACGGUAACCAUCCUCUCGGACCUGCCGUCGCUCUGUUCCCCUGCAGGCUGUAUGACGAUACUCCCCACGAUCCUGUUUCUCAUUGCGAGAAUCUUGAAGGACACGGCAAUUAAGUCGGCGGAUAAUCAGGUCCCCCCUCCGGUCAGCGCGGCUUUACAGGGGAUUAAAAAUAUCGUGACUCUCCCACUGGUGAAGACCGACGAAACGAGCAAGCAGUGGACCGAACUGAUUCGCAGCACUCUCGCUUGUAUCCUGGAAUAUUCUCAACCAGAUGAGUCUUUGCCCACUCUUGACGAAGUGAGCAUGCUCACAGCUAUCGCACUCUUCCUGUGGUCCGCAAGUACUGAAAUAAUAGGAGUCCAGUCGUUACAGAACGGCUGCAUGAACAGAUUUAAGAACGCGUUGAAUUCCUGCGAUCCGUGGGUUCAGGCCAAAUGUUACCAACUUCUCCUUUCACUGUUCCAACACUCCAAUCGGGCCCUCUCAACUCCGUACAUCCAUUCAUUGGCCCCGAUAAUGGUUGAAAAACUGAAAGCCGUGGAGAGGAACCGGCCAAACAGCAACAUAGAACUUUUAGCGGUCCAAGAAGGGAUCAAAGUCCUCGAAACCUUGGUUGCCCUUGGUGAAGAGCAGAACAGAGUGCAGCUGCUUGCCCUCUUGGUUCCCACUUUGAUCUCUUAUCUACUGGAUGAAAACGCUUUUGCUUCGGCACCUCUGGCCUCCAGAGAUCUGCACGAGUUUGCCCUGCAGAAUCUGAUGCGUAUCGGACCCCUCUACCCUCACGCUUUCAAGACGGUAAUGGGAGCCGCUCCCGAGUUGAAGAUCCGUCUGGAAACUGCAGUGAGAGCGAGCCAGGCCAGCAAAGCCAAGGCAGCCGCCCGGCAGCCGGCCCCCACCGCACACUCUGCCCCGACGAUCAAACUCAAGACGAGCUUUUUCUGAAUCAACUCCGCCGGUCGUCUCUCUUCACGUCGAUUCCGGGCCGUAACCGCCGGGUCGUUCCCGUUUUGCUCUCGUGGCGUAUCGGCCGCGUAAGAUUACGGAACGGGUGACGGGGCCGUGUCGUGGCCCCUUGUCGGCCCGUGCCUUUUGUCGUGUGUGUGAAUCUGGAUUUGGUUCGGAAGGGGGAUAACGUUUCUCUGAGUAAAUCGUCGGCUGUUUAGAAACCGAGGCUCGUUCUUGGAACUCGAAAUGGUUUCGAACCUCCCCGACCCGCCUUUACCCGGGCCAGCCUCCGAGUUCGCCGAAGGACAGCCCGUCGCAGUUCACCAUUUUCCAUGGGAGAGAUCAGUUGCAAAAGCAAUCCCAAUUGAAAUUUUUAAAUAAACCGAAACGAUGAAUGGAAACAGAUCAGUUUGGGAAGGCUGUAUAUACAUGAAAUAGAUUCACUAGAUUUCCAUAACACGCCGCCUAAUUGACAGUUGUCUUUUCUGGUGUCUCACCUGUCUCCUGCAGAUGAAAUGACUAAAUUAUUGUUGUCCGUAUCAUUUAAAAUAAUUUAAAGAAUAAAGCGGUCUCUUUAAAAAUCGUUGAAA